AUGUCAAUGGAAGACAAUCUUCAUCAAACCUCUUGCCAAUGCGGUUUCCCAAUCCAACCAAACUCAACAAGCAUCUGCGUCAAAUGCAUGCAAUCAAAAACCGAUAUCACAUUAGGGUUACCCAACAAAAUCAAACUAGUACGUUGCUCUCAAUGUAAUUUCUACUUACACCUCCCUAAAAUCUGGGUCAAACUACAACCACAAUCAAUAUUGAUUCAAUCCUUUUGCUUGACAAAGUUAAAAGCCAACAUCAAUUCCAAUCAAGUGAGAUUGCUCCGUGCUAAAUCCGUUUCAUCUGAAUCCAAUUCAAAGAGUAUCAAAACUAGGGUUUAUGUUGAGAAAGAGAUUAUCAAUGGAGAAACUCUUCAACAAUCUUAUGUUGUUGAGUAUGUUCUAGACAACCGCAUAUGUGACCCAUGUAGUAGGGUUCAGGCUAAUCCUAGUCAAUGGGUUUAUGCUGUCCAAUUAGGAAAACAUGGUUCUCAUGCACGUAGCUUUUUGUAUUUGGAACAUAUUAUUUUGAAGAAUGGUGUUACUGCUAAUGCUGUGAGAAUCCAGAAGAUGAAACAAGGUACUGAAUUCGCUUUCGCUAAAGAAGUUUGUGCUAGGAAGCUAGUUGAUUUUAUCAAGAGACAAGUAUCGGUGUGGAUUUGUGAGAGUAAGAGACUUGUUUCUCAUGAUAACAAGAGUAGUUAUUACUGUUUACAAUACACUUUCUUCGUUCAGGUUUGUUCAAUUUGUUGUGAGGAUUUGAUUUUUCUGCCUCCUAUUGUUGCUUCCAGUUUUGGAAAUAUCGGUCCUAUUAUGAUUUGUACCGAAAUUUCCAACAUUAUUACUUUGUUUGAUCCAUUAACCUUGAGACACUGUUUCUUAGACGGUGAUACGUAUUGGAGGGAACCCUUCAAGUCGAUACUCACUAGCAAAGAUUUAGUGGAAUAUGUCGUACUCAAUGUCCAUGAGGUUUAUUUCGAGUUUACUAUUAAUAGCAAGAAAUUCGGUUUAGCUAAUGCUGAGGUUGCUCGUGUGAAAGAUUUGGGAAAGAAUGGCAUGAGAUUUAAUAUCAAGACUCAUCUCGGUCAUCUUUUGAAAACGGGUGACCAUGCUCUUGGUUAUGACUUGUGGGAGGCUAAUUGUAGUGAUAGUGAGAUUGGAUUGAAGGAGCACAUAGGAGACGGUGUGAUUUUAAUCAAGAAGAGAUCUGAAGAGAAACUUUACCAGAAGAGACGUGCAGUGCAUCAGUCAUGCUUAAAAGAUUUAGAAGAAAUCACUAAUGAGGUGCAUGACAUGUCGCUAGGCGGCGAAGAACCAACUUUGGAAGAGAAGCUGGGUGAUCUUAAUCUAAGUGGUGAGAAAUAUAAGGAGAAGAAGAAGGCGAGGAGGAUGGCAUGA
Molecule: messenger RNA, 1389 nt
Organism: Vicia faba (fava bean)
Lineage: Eukaryota; Viridiplantae; Streptophyta; Magnoliopsida; Fabales; Fabaceae
Source: the annotation of a GenBank genome assembly